Messenger RNA from Trichoderma virens Gv29-8, 750 nucleotides. RefSeq lists its product as uncharacterized. Lineage: Eukaryota; Fungi; Ascomycota; Sordariomycetes; Hypocreales; Hypocreaceae. The transcript is spliced from 2 exons. The record is from RefSeq and is a predicted model, not a curated record. Bases 1 to 750 code for a protein of 249 amino acids.
AUGAAAUCCGCUGUCAUUGUCUCCGUCGUGGCCGCCGCCAUCGCCAACGCCAACCCUAUCCUCACCCGAGGUCAAAUGUGCGACGUUGCCCCCACUGCCACUGUGGCAAACCCACCGGCUCCUCUCUCCUCUCCAGGAGCCACGACUGCCAGCGGAUGCCAGCAGCAAUGCGAGGCUAAUGGCUCUUGUCAGUCCUUCGUCUUCGGUCUGCCUCCUAGUGCCACCGCGCCAAAAUGCAUCCUCUUCGCUGUACCGGCCAGUCAGGUGCCCUCUCAGGGGACGAAUCUAAACAUAUUUGAUAAAGCAUGCUCCGCCAACACCGUGCCCACGCAAGCACCCACGGCUGCCAAUCCUCAGGGCCCGGCGAAUGGAAAAGGCGCUGGAAGCGAUGCUACGAAUGGACAUGGUGCUGCGAAUGGAAGCGGCACCACAAAGGGAAGCGGUGCCGCAAAGGGGGCUAGCGCUGGGCCUUCAAACCAAAAUACCACGGGAAAACGGGCUGAUACCUGCGGAGCGGCGCCAUCAGGCCCGUCUAACAAUCGCCCUUCUCCGUUCAGGGCCGAGACAAAUGUAGUUUCCCAACAGGCUUGCUUAGCUCUUUGUCAGCAGACCAAAGGGUGCCAGUCGUGUGAAUUCGGGAUUCCGUCUGCGAAUAGUCCUAAAGAGUGUCUGCUAUUUAGCGUUCCCGCUGCCCAGCUCCCUCCCCCUACUAAGGGACAAACGUUUGUGGCUUUUGAUAUUGGCUGUUAG